CAAACCAUUAUAUGACAAGAGAAUUGAGGUCAUUUGUGGAGGCCUCUCCAGUCUGUGUGUUUUGGGGAGAAGCAGUGGUGUGCACUUAGACCAGGUGCUGAUCAUUGCUGCCCUGCCAGCAGAGCACGUGAAUGCUGAACCUAACCAGCAUUAUGAUUUUUUUUGAUGUAGAUUUAAGAAAAGUAUAUCCAGUUUCUCUUUUCUGUUUUCAGAGAAUUCAGAGACUUUGUGUCUGUAACAUUUAUAAAGAAAGAAAAAAAGCCAUGUUGAAGCCUUCCCAUCCUAGAAUUCCCAUCCCAAAUAAUAGAAAUGUACUUAACUUGUGAGCAACCGAACUUGGUCUUAAUGUUACCCAGGAUAGAUGAUACCACUAUUUCUAUCUCUUCUAGGGUCUUCAAAUGAUGCUCACAUUUGUGGCAUUAUUCUUUGAGGUUGUUUUAGUCACAAACAUCUUUACCAUACUGCUUCUCAUAAUUCAUUUUUCAGCUGUCUCUGUACGUUGUUUCGGGAAGAUCCCGUGGAAGAAGCCACAGAUGGCAUGGGAGUGCCUUCCCCAGAGCUGAGCUGCUCUGUAUGCUGUGGGGCUGGAGAGGCACUGGGCGGCUCUCUUAUGGCAAUAGCAUACACCAGGUUCUGUAGUGGACGUUUCUGCUCUUUUGUUGUUAGUGCUACAGUGGUAAUUAAUAGAUAAAAAAAAAAGAGGAAAUUUAACUACUACUUCUGAAAGUGAUUUGAAGGAAAUUUAACGCAGAGCACUAAAAAAAGAAAUCUCAAUGUGUGGAGUAUUUUUCCUUUAUAAUUUUUACCCCAUGUGUUAAAGUACUGAUUUAAUACUUCAUUCUUUGUGACAAAAAUGAUUCAAAGAGCCAUAUUUUUCAGGGCUUUUGAAAUGGAUGUUUCUGAGGGUGUCGGUCAGCGUUUAGGCAAUUAAGGGGAGAAAUACUAUGUGCCAUAAGCUUUCAAGUCCUCUUUUUUUCCCCAGAAAUUGAAAUUUGUGCCACAAUUUGUAAGCGUUGCGAUAAGAAUCACCUCGUGCAUGUGUCAGCUCUGUUUGAAGAAAGGCAACACCCCUCUGCCUAAAGAAAUGGUUCCUCCUGCUUUCAUAAACAGUCAUGUGCAGAGUUCGGCAGGGCCUGAUGCCCCCGGAGCUCGUUCCUUCCCAGCCUGAUUGAAUCGGUCUUCACAGAAGUGCUGUGAAUCUUGUGGCCUCGUUUGAAACAAAAGGGAUUAGGAAAAAACUCCUUUGGUUGUAAGACUUUGGAAAGCGAGGGCAGGCAAUCUCGGCUGUGAAUAUUUUCUGAUUUUUCCAGAAAUCAAGCAGAAGAUUGAGCUGCUGAUGUCAGUUAACUCUGAGAAGUCGUCCUCUUCAGAAAGGCCAGAGCCUCAGCAGAAAGCUCCCUCAGCACCUCCACCCCCGCCGCCACCCCCACCUCCACCCCUGCCGGAGCCAACCCCGCCAGAGCCAGAGGAGGAGAUCCUCGGGUCUGACGAUGAGGAGCAGGAGGAUCCCGCGGAUUAUUGUAAAGGUGGCUAUCAUCCAGUGAAAAUUGGCGAUCUCUUCAAUGGCAGGUAUCAUGUUAUUAGAAAGCUAGGAUGGGGACACUUCUCUACAGUCUGGCUAUGCUGGGAUAUGCAGGGAAAAAGAUUUGUUGCAAUGAAAGUUGUAAAAAGUGCCCAGCACUACACAGAGACAGCCUUGGAUGAAAUAAAGUUACUCAAAUGUGUUCGUGAAAGCGACCCUAAUGAUCCCAACAAAGAUAUGGUUGUACAACUAAUCGAUGACUUCAAAAUUUCUGGAAUGAAUGGAAUACAUGUUUGUAUGGUCUUUGAAGUACUUGGACACCAUCUCUUAAAAUGGAUAAUCAAGUCCAAUUAUCAAGGCCUUCCCAUCCGUUGUGUAAAAAGUAUAAUUCGACAGGUUCUUCAAGGUCUAGAUUAUCUACACAGCAAGUGCAAGAUCAUUCAUACGGAUAUUAAGCCAGAAAACAUUCUGAUGUGCGUGGAUGAUGCCUACGUUCGUAGAAUGGCUGCUGAAGCUACUGAAUGGCAGAAAGCUGGAGCUCCUCCUCCGUCUGGCUCAGCAGUGAGUACAGCUCCACAGCAAAAGCCUGUUGGGAAAAUAUCCAAAAACAAAAAGAAAAAACUGAAGAAAAAACAGAAGAGGCAAGCAGAGCUGUUAGAAAAACGCCUGCAGGAAAUAGAAGAACUAGAGCGAGAAGCUGAAAGGAAAAAAAUAGAAGAAAAUGUAACCUCAGCUGUACCAUCAAAUGAACAAGAAGAUGAGUACCACCCAGAGGUGAAACUAAAAACAGCUGAUCUCGAAGAGGUCGUAGAUGAAGAACCUGGAAAUGAUGAUGGUGAAGCAGAAGAUCAGGAUGAAAAAGAAGACACAGAGAAAGAAAACACUGAAAAAGAUGAUGAUGUUGAGCAGGAACUUGUCAGCAAUGACCCUACAGACCCUAAGUGGAUAGAAUCACCUAAAACAAAUGGCCAUAUUGUGAAUGGCCCAUUUCUAUUGGAACAGCAGAUUGAAGAUGAAGAUGACGAAGAGGAAGAAUGUCCAAAUCCAGAAGAAUAUAAUCUUGAUGAGCCAAAUGCAAAAAGUGAUUACUCUUAUAGCAGCUCUUACGAACAGUUUAAUGGUGAAUUGCCAAAUGGACGUCAUAAAAUUCCUGAGUCACAGUUCUCUGAAUUUUCAGCUUCAGUGUUCUCUGGGGCCCUAGAGUCUGUAGCUUGUGGUUCUGCUGUUUCUGAAGGAUCAACUGUAACAGAAAGAGAGGAAAGCAGCCCAUCUCAUGACAGGAGCAGAACGGUUUCAGCUUCAAGCACUGGGGAUUUGCCAAAAACAAAAACUCGUGCUGCUGACUUACUGGUGAAUCCACUGGACCCAAGAAAUGCAGAUAAAAUUAGAGUUAAAAUCGCUGACCUGGGAAAUGCCUGCUGGGUGCAUAAGCACUUCACAGAAGACAUCCAGACAAGACAAUAUAGAUCCAUAGAGGUUUUAAUAGGAGCAGGUUACAGUACACCUGCUGAUAUCUGGAGUACAGCAUGUAUGGCAUUUGAGCUAGCAACUGGAGAUUAUUUGUUCGAACCGCAUUCUGGUGAAGACUAUUCCAGAGAUGAAGACCACAUAGCAUUGAUCAUUGAACUGCUGGGAAAAAUCCCUCGAAAAUACGCUAUGUUGGGGAAAUAUUCCAAGGAGUUUUUCACCAAAAAAGGAGAACUGCGACACAUUACGAAGUUGAAGCCUUGGAGUCUUUUCGAUGUGCUUGUGGAGAAGUAUGGCUGGCCUCAUGAAGACGCUGCACAGUUUACAGAUUUCCUGAUCCCCAUGCUAGAAAUGGUCCCAGAGAAACGUGCUUCAGCUGGAGAAUGCCUUAGGCAUCCAUGGCUGAAUUCUUAGCAGAAUUUCUCAGCUAUAAAACAAGCCAGCAACCACUUUUCAAUGCAUCGGACCUAAAUGGUGACUGUCACAAAUCCUCUAGCAGGAUCACACGUGAGCUGGCUUCAAUCCUCAGACCUUUAUUUUGCUUGAGGUACUGUUUGACAUUUUGCUUUUUGUGCACUGUGUUCUUGGGGAAGGGUAGUCUUUUUGUCCUCAGCUAGUAGUUUACUCACCCACUUUCUUCAGAAAACACUUAACGUGUCUUUAAGCAUUGUUUCUUGUGUUGUGUGGCAUUCAGAUGUCAGAUUUUUGAACAAAAGAAACUUCCUCCCAUGUGUUUUGGCAAGUUUUGUAACUAUUUAUGAAAAAAACUAUUUUAGCUGAUGCAUAUUAUAUAAUUUACAAGCAUAAGAAAUUUAUGAAGUCAGAAGUGAGUUACGGCAAGGAAUUGUACAAUUUUAUCUUCUGGCAAAGGGACGUCAUUCUUGUAUUAUAGUGUAUGUAAAUGCACCCUGUAAAUGUUUAUUUCCAUUUAAAUACGGGACCGGGGACUCAAUUUCAGAGUAAAGCUACUAAGUUUUAGAGAGCUUUAUAGCAAACCAAUUGCAUGUAGUGGACUUCAAACUGCUUUAAGGAAUUGUGUAAACUUUCUAUUCUGUAGCAGUUCCCGUUCAUUGGAUUUUAAACAAAGUGGCUCUGGUUUACAGGAUUUCAUUCCCCAAAUGGCACUUUAAAGGAAGGCUAGACUUCUUUCUAAUAAAGUAUGCAUUAUCAUUUAGCACUCCCUUUUAGAACUUUUGCCUAUUUUAAUUGCUUUUAAGGAAAGAAAAAAGCAAUUUCCCUUACAAUGUGAUAGUGAAGACAUGGUACCAUAUGGUGUUGCCUUUUUCUAAGCACUGUAAGUUGUACUAUACCUUAAGAAACAAAUUAAAGGUCGAGCAUGAGAACCACUCUGUGUAGAAUUACUGAUCUUUUAUAAUAAAAGCGUGUGCUUGAGUCAGCAAAGGGAGGACAGCUGCAAAUAUUUACAGUGCAGUGAGUAAAAUGCAAGAAGUGAGAUCAUGCUCAUCCCAUUCAUAGCUUUACAUGUUUCUAAAACAAAUUGCACUAGCUUUAUUUUUCCCCAUAACUAGACAUGCAGUUCUUCUUUGUACGUUGCACGCAAAACUACGCUUUCCUAGGAAAAAAGCUACAUAGACUGAGGCUUAUAGGCAAUACAGAUUUUAGAAUGUACGAUAUGGAGGUGUGUUUUGGCCUCUUUUAGAAGUCAGUGGGAUGAAUGUAAGCUUAGUUCUGAUUUUCAUGUAACUAUGGUGCCACUUUUUACUGAUUUUGUCCAUAUGAAAUUUAUUCACAUGCCUUUGCAAUAACUAGAUUGUGAGAAAAUAGCCCCAUGCUGUAACAAUAACCAGUUGUUUGAGGUGCUUGCAGUUGUCUAAUUAAAGUGUUUUGUUUUUUCAGACA
Phasianus colchicus (ring-necked pheasant) is the source of this 4849-nucleotide messenger RNA. It is a transcript of the gene SRPK2, whose product is annotated as SRSF protein kinase 2. Gene Ontology annotation, cellular component: cytoplasm; nucleus. Gene Ontology annotation, biological process: peptidyl-serine phosphorylation; regulation of mRNA processing; intracellular signal transduction. Gene Ontology annotation, molecular function: ATP binding; protein serine/threonine kinase activity. NCBI's taxonomy places the organism in Eukaryota, Metazoa, Chordata, Aves, Galliformes, Phasianidae. The record is from RefSeq and is a predicted model, not a curated record.